Messenger RNA from Aspergillus heteromorphus CBS 117.55, 569 nucleotides. RefSeq lists its product as uncharacterized. NCBI's taxonomy places the organism in Eukaryota, Fungi, Ascomycota, Eurotiomycetes, Eurotiales, Aspergillaceae. The transcript has 2 exons. The record is from RefSeq and is a predicted model, not a curated record. Bases 153 to 446 code for a protein of 97 amino acids.
AAGGGAAAAGUAAGCAAGUCGGGGUGGACCGAUCAUUCGAUCUGGUUGACCCAAACCGGCAAGCGUGAAACUAGGGGCUCUUAGCCUGGCUGGUGCGGAUCCAUGGGCGGUAGAGCCCGUAUGUAUCUAGUACCUAUCUAGAACACGCUGGAAUGAUGCGAUAUAAUACCACCCACCCUGCGCCUGAGGGGCCGUUUCCAUUUGCUCCAUCGCGUUUGGCCGUGGGGGAUGGAUCCCGGGAGAAAAAAAAAGCAAGAGAUCUAUCUGCCUGUCUAUCUAUCUGGAUCAGCUCUGGUUUAUCAUCAAUCAUAGCCCCAAGUAUGGGGUAUCUCAAUUUCCGCCGUGCCUCGGGUCGACCGGGCGAAACAGCAGAUGUUACAGCUUACAGCUUACCUACACUGUACAGCAAUGCUGCGAGCUGGGCUGGUUUGGUUGUGAGUAGGUAAUUUUUAGAGUUCCCUCUCAUACCACCGAGGUCGCACACCAUUAAUAGCAAUAGACCGUCAUACGGCGGGUAUUCUUAGUCGUAGUCAGGACGCGGCGGACCAAAACAAUGGCCAGGUUUCUCG